Messenger RNA from Amblyraja radiata (thorny skate), 2584 nucleotides. It is a transcript of the gene ptger4c, whose product is annotated as prostaglandin E receptor 4 (subtype EP4) c. The transcript has 2 exons. Gene Ontology annotation, cellular component: plasma membrane. The record is from RefSeq and is a predicted model, not a curated record. Gene Ontology annotation, molecular function: prostaglandin E receptor activity. Lineage: Eukaryota; Metazoa; Chordata; Chondrichthyes; Rajiformes; Rajidae. Gene Ontology annotation, biological process: inflammatory response; negative regulation of inflammatory response; cellular response to prostaglandin E stimulus. The coding region runs from base 149 to 1603 and encodes 484 amino acids.
UCCCAGUGUGUGUGUGUGGAUCCAAGCAGCUUGCAGACAGGUGGCCGCCAGGUAACGUGGACUUCGCCUCUCGCCAUCCCCCAUCCCACAAAGUGGUUUAAAAAACAAAAACAAUUUCGCGGAUUCCGGGAAAGAAAAACGGAGCGUGAUGUUGGCCGAGUCUUUCAACCAUUCCAGCUGGGAAGAUGUCAACGACACGUCGGUUAACGGCUCGGCCGCGUCUUUGAACAUCAGGUCGAGCCAGGUGCUGACUUCGGCUACUAUGUUCGCCGUCGGAGUGGUGGGCAACCUGAUCGCCAUCGUGGUGCUGUGCGUCUCCAAGAAGGAGCAGAAGGAGACCACCUUCUACACCUUGGUGUGCGGGCUGGCGGUCACCGACCUGCUGGGCACCUGCUGCACCAGCCCGGUGGUGAUCGCCACCUACCUGACCCAGCAGUGGCCGGGGGGACAACCGCUCUGCCACUUCUUCUCCUUCUCCAUGCUCUUCUUCGGCUCGGCGGGCAUGACCAUCAUGUGCACCAUGUCCAUCGAGCGCUAUCUGGCCAUCAACCACGCUUUCUUCUACGGCCGCUACAUCGACAAGGGACUGGCCAGGCUUGCUCUGAUGGGAAUCUACUUGCUCAAUCUGGUCUUCUGCAUCCUGCCCUUCUUCGGCUUGGGGAGCAACGCCCGGCAUUUCCCCGGGACCUGGUGCUUCCUGGACUGGAGGGCCAACAGCACGGUGGGGGCUACCUACUCCUACAUGUACGGGGGCUUCAGCGCCCUCCUGAUCCUGGUGACAGUGCUGUGCAACCUCAGCGUGUGCGGCACCUUGAUCAGUAUGAGGAAGAGGUCGGUGGGUAGAGGCGAUGCCGCCGCCACGGGGAGUUCCAGAGGCCGUCGCUUCCCGAGUCUCGCCGCGUCCGCCGCCGAGAUGCAGAUGUUUUGGCUGCUGGUUUUCAUGACCAUCGUCUUCUUGGUCUGCUCCAUCCCUUUGGUGAUACGCAUUUUCAUCAAUCAGCUGUAUGGGCCUGCUCAAAUCCUAGCUGGGGAGAACCUGGACUACCGCAGUGACAUUCUGGCCAUCCGUUUUGCUGCAUUCAAUCCGAUCCUGGAUCCUUGGGUGUACAUCCUGUGCCGGAAGAAGCUACUCACCAUGGGUUGCGAGCGGUUGAAGCGAACAGUUGGCGCUGCAAAGGACAGUCAAGCACGCAGGGUGGGCUGGGUCAGCAGUCAGCAGACACCACUCUCAUACACCAACAGCAUUGGCACCAGCUACGCUUCACUCCGAGCAAACGACAAAACCAAGCCGCUGCACAGAGAAGACAGCCAGGGGGCCGAUGCCAUGACUCACUCUUUCACAGACUUUACAAACCAGCAAGCAUGGGGAACUGUGCCUCAUCCUUUCAGCAUUCCCCAUGAGAACCAUGCCUGCCACACCAGGACUCAUUUUGAGACUUCUCAGCAGACCAAAGCUAUCCUAUGCACAGUCCUGCAGGAAUCCAUGAUACCAGAUGUCAGAGCACAGAAUAACAUUAUUCUGAGCGAGGAUAGAAGAACAUUUGACAUUUUGAACUGUAGUUUCAGCACACCUUCAUCGUGUACAUCAGAAAAGUCUAUUUAAAAGGAUAGAUAUUUUAUAUAAACCAUUUAUUUAUAGACUUUGAAACAAGAGUCAGUCUCAUUUGUGGCAUAGAAAUUGUUGCUGUACUUUUCAUUGAAUGGUGUCCUGAACAUUGAAACAAACCUAUCUGGAUGUACCAACAAUAUUAAUCCUCAUAAUGAAUCUUGGUGCCCUGGUCUAUCAUGCACUUGAAUUGAUCAUAUUUAUAGCUGCAGUGUAACUCAGAUUAAUAGCAAUUAAGGUUCAAUUUUAACAUGUAUUGUCGGACAUUUUUGAUGUGGAGCUGACCUUAAAUUGGAGCCAUUAGUCCCACCUUCACAUUAACCUUGGCAAUACAACCGGAGCCACUAUGAAAGAUAGUCACUGGUCAACACUGUCAGUAUCCGCUUGCUUUUACACUCUAUCUAAUUUCAUUACACAAUUUGGGGACUGAUAAUGACUAAUUCAGUUUUGCAAUUUAACACCUGCCUGACAGACAUGGAACAAGGCAAACUUGUUUGACAUCAUAUUUAUGAGAAUUGGAGCACAUUAACAUUAUGAGCCUUUGCUACCAUAAAACUCCAUCCAUCUAUUUUGUUCUUCUCUUUCUACCAGCGAUUUUAACAAACCUCAAUUGAACCAGUCUUAUGUGGCUCCUUCAUAGCUUGUUCAUCCAGUGUUAAUGAGCUCCAAAAUUGGCAUAGCUUUCAGUUCAAAACAAGUCUCACCAAAAAUUAAGAUCAUCCCCAUUAUGUUUUAUUUUGAAAAAGCUAGGUUUUCAUUAAUGUUCAAAAAUAAAAUCCUUAAGAUUAACUAAUAUUAAUUAAAGGUCCAGAAAGCUAUACAUCAUUCAUCGGAUCACAGAGGUAACAAAGCUAAAUUAAAUGGGGUAGUUUUAUAAUAUUGUUAUCUUAAUAGUGUAACAUUUAAUAACAACUUGUCUGGGAAGAGUGAAAGAUACUUAAAGGUAGCACAAAACUAGUAUAUUCUCAACAAACUCAA